Molecule: messenger RNA, 2377 nt
Organism: Pocillopora damicornis (cauliflower coral)
Lineage: Eukaryota; Metazoa; Cnidaria; Anthozoa; Scleractinia; Pocilloporidae
Cellular component (GO): nucleolus
Molecular function (GO): nucleic acid binding; telomerase inhibitor activity
Source: RefSeq, a predicted model, not a curated record
UCACACGUGGGUCAAGUAAUCAACAUGGCGAUGCUCGCAGAGCCGAAAUCCAAGCAAAAAUGGAGCAGCGAUCCACGAAAUACAGCAUGGACCAAUGAUACCAGACGGUUUGGUUACCAGAUGUUGACUAAAAUGGGAUGGGAGAGUGGAAAAGGACUGGGUGCUAAGGAGGAUGGAACUAAAACACAUGUUAAAUCUGUCAAGAGGCAGCAGAACUUAGGUCUAGGGGCUGAGAAGUCUCAUGAAGAUAACUGGAUAUCACACCAGGUAGCAUUUGAUGAUUUGCUAUCUCAGCUUAAUAAUCACACAGAAAACGAUAACGAGGAAAAGUCAGUGAAGAAAGCAAAGAGUCAUGAAAUGGAAAAGAAAGCAAGACAGUCCCGAAAAAGAGUGUUUUACAAUCGCUUCAUUCAGAGCAAAGACUUGUCAUCUAAAUCAGCAGAAGACAUGGCUUGCAUCUUUGGUCAGAGGAGUAAGUCAGCUCCUGGAACUCCUCAAGAACAGUCAGAGGACGAAGAAUCGGACGAGAGUACUGCUUCCUGUCCGCCGCCAUCUUCUCACGGUGUGCAGACUAUAAACUCCGGACAAAGCGUUCAGGAAUACUUUGAGAUGAAAAUGAGGGAGAUGAAAGCGGCUCGAGAAAGGAGGCAGACAGUGGAGGUUAGCGCUAUUCAAGAAGAAAUAGUAACAGGAAAAGAUUACAACGAGGAAGUUGACGAAUCAGAACCGAAGAGGAAGAAGAAGAAAGAAAGUAAAAGAAAGCUUAAACAUGCGAUUGAAAAUGAGGAAUUGGUCAAUGGCGUUAGUGUUUCGCAUUCUUUUGAUGUGAAAUGUUCAGCUGGAAAGAGAAAGAGAAACGGUGCGGUGGAAGAAACGAAAUCUGGAUUAGAAAACGGAUGCAAACCCUCGAAGGAUAGGACGGAAGAAAAAGGAAAAAAGAAGAAAGCAAAAGAAAUUAAUAGUCAGACUUUAGAGGUUGACAGCAGCUCUUUGGGAAGGCUGGAAAUAGCUGAAGGGGUGAAAGAUAAAAAGAAAACAUCUAAGAGAAAGAGCGAGAAGGGGAUUGCUAGAUUGGAAAAUGAAGACUUGGAAAAGUCGUCCGAGAGUAAACGAAGAAGGGACAAGACAAAAGGUAGCUUUAGCGACGAGAAAUCUUUUAAUGAGACAAUUUCCGAAGUGGAGGAAGCAAACGAUGAAGGCAACUUACGAAAGAAGAAGAAGAAGAAGAAGAAGAACCAAGAUGUCGGUAAUAGUCUAGAAACUGUCGAAAGAAUGAAAAACGAGAAGAAGAAAAGAAAAAAGGAUAAAAAAAGAAAAAUCUAGGAAAAAAGAUGAGGGUGACCGGGAAAGACCGAAACAAGAUUAUUUUAAUUCUUCCGCCAAAAAAUAAACCAAUAGCGAUGGCUGAUUUUUAUGUUUAUGUUCUUUUAUGUUACUCACGGUACCAACUCUACACACAAUAAAACAAUCAUCGUAUGCUAUUUUAGUAAAUGUAGAAUAUUUGAACUUACUUUGCCAAUCAUUACUUACAAAUGUUUUUGAGACGCGAACGGCAGCCGGAAGUUAAAAAACUCAUUCAUGGUGCUCAUUACACCUUUUUGGUCAGCACAAUUUGGUUUAAAAUGCUAUAACGAAGACUUAACGGCCGAUACAAUAUUGGUGUCAAAGCGCACUAGAAUUUAUUUUUUUCUUUUCCGGUUGCUGUCUGCGGCCCAAAACUGUCUCUGCUUUAGUUCUCCAUUGUCGUUCGAGAGCGCGCCGCUUUCACGGUCUUACUUUUAAAAAUGAAUUGCUAAGAACUAUAUACGGUCUUAAGCGAGAAGGAAGAAGAACAUUUUCUGUUGCCGCACCACUUUUAAAACUGAAUUGUUAAGAACUAUAUGCAAUCUUAAGCGAGAAGGAAGAAGAACAUUUUCUGUUGCUGCACCACUUUUAUGGAAUUCCCGAACUGAUGAUAUCAGGAACUGUGGAUCCGUAUGUAGUCUAAACCAAAAAGUAUCUCUUAAGCAAAGGAUCUCAAUGAUAUAAUAGCUUUUACUGCAAACGGUUAAAAUCUUGGCCAUUUUAUAGUCAUAGGUUAAUUUUUUUUCCUUUGUUUUUAAGAGAAAAACUUCUACGGUUUACUUUUUUUACGACCAACGGUUAAAAUUUGUCAGUUUUUACGCCUGACGACUGAUUAUGUUUUACCGUUUCACGGCUAACGGUUAACCCCAAGACCCUCUAAAAAUAUUGCAAUUAAACACCUGCAUAACGGAACAAAUGGAUUAAAAAACCUUCAGGCUGAAAUUUGAUAAAUAAAACAUCAAACUAAUAAAGAUUGUCAGUACCACCUGAAGAAAUUGAACAGGUUCCUAUUUAAUAAAAUGUGAAUAUCAAA